Molecule: messenger RNA, 1759 nt
Organism: Monopterus albus (swamp eel)
Lineage: Eukaryota; Metazoa; Chordata; Actinopteri; Synbranchiformes; Synbranchidae
Gene: zcchc4
Product: zinc finger, CCHC domain containing 4
Exons: 13
Coding region: 139-1626 (495 amino acids)
Biological process (GO): rRNA methylation
Cellular component (GO): cytoplasm; nucleolus
Molecular function (GO): rRNA (adenine-N6-)-methyltransferase activity; zinc ion binding
Source: RefSeq, a predicted model, not a curated record
ACGUAAAAUCUGAUAGAAGAAGAAGUAACAAUAGUUGACGUCAUUGCUGUGCGACUGUAUGGCAUGGUUUCCUCUGGCCAGGUUGAAAUUGUGCGGAAAGAUUUGUUAUGCGAACAAAUUAACUGAAUUUUAUGCGACAUGGAUAUAACCGAGGCUAUCGACGACAGCUUUGGAAUAGAGGUUAUUCUUUCAGAGGGCGGUAAAACACCGCCAUGUUGUCCGCAUGGUCCAGCACUGCUGUUUGAGAAAGUUAGCAAAGGAGGAGAGAAAGGCAGGAGGUUCUAUGCCUGCUCAGCUUGUAGAGACAGAAAAGACUGCAGCUUUUUCCAGUGGGAACAUGAAAAGGUGUCAGAAGCCAGGCUCUUGGCCAGAGAAGCAGAAAACCAGUUGAGAAGACCUCCGUUCAGUCAGAAGGAGUACUGUACCCGGUUCAGAAAGUUUGCCUCCCUCCCACCAGAUAAGAAGAAGUUUUGUCAGGAUUGUCAGAUUCUGCUCCUUCCAGGAGAGCAUGAGGCCCACACCUCUCACAAAUCCACUGAUGUCAGUGAGUCUCAGCUGAGGAGGCCCAGUGUGCUGCUGCGUCCUCUGGAUAACAAGAAGAGCAAUGCCCAGUACCUGUUCACUGACCGUAGCUCACACUUUAUGCUGGACACGUUGGCUGCUCUGGGAUACAGGAAGGUGCUGUGUGUGGGCACACCCAGACUUCAGGAACUGAUCAAGUUGCGAAACCUGGAGCAGAAACAUGAGCCAAUGAAGAGCCUGCUGCUGGACAUUGACUUCAGAUAUGCUCAGUUCUACAGCCAAGAUGAGUUCUGUCACUACAACAUGUUCAAUCAUCACUUCUUUGGUGGAGAGGCCUCCAACGCAGUCCUGCAGGCGUUCCUCACAGAGUCUGAUGGGGACAAGGUGGUGAUGGUGGCUGACCCUCCGUUCGGUGGCCUGGUGAAACCUCUGGCUAACACUUUCUCUCUGAUCUCACAGACAUGGAGGAAGCUGCAGAGCUCUGACAGCAGUAAUGCCGAUAUGCCCAUGAUGUGGAUCUUCCCGUAUUUCUUUGAGCCUCGCAUCCUGGAGAGUUUCCCUUCGUUCUCCAUGCUGGACUACCAGGUGGACUAUGAUAACCAUCCUCUGUAUAAACAUGGGAAGACAGGCAGGAGGCAGUCUCCUGUCAGGCUGUUCACUAACAUCACUCCCAGAGCUGUUGUUCUGCCCAAAGAGGAGGGCUACAGGUUUUGCUCUGUAUGUGAGAGAUACGUCUGGUCCCUCAACAAGCACUGCGCUAAAUGCAACAUCUGCCCAUCCAAGGAUGGCCGUGAAUGGAAACACUGCUCAUUAUGUGAGAAAUGUGUGAAACCAUCAUGGAAACAUUGUCAAGCCUGUGGUCACUGUGCCCUCCCAUUGCACCCAUGUGGCCACAGCCCAGGAAAGGAAGGCUGCUUCUGCUGUGGCAGCUUGCAGCACAAGCACAAAGCCUGCCCUCUCAAAGACACACACAGGAUCAACAGCUGUCGGCCCAAUGCCAAGAGUGGAGCCAAAAAUGUGUCCCGUAAACCCCUGUUGAAGCGUAAAGCUAAGAGGAAAUCUGGAGCAGCUCGCAGAAUAAAGAAGGCAGCUCAGUCUAUGUGACCUCAUUAUUCAUGCCGUGUCUUGUCAGCUGUGCAAUCAGAGGCUAUUGAAUAGUUUUUAUUUGAAAUAAAAUGACUCCUCUUAACUGUGUUAACAACUGUUACGGCAGAAUAAAAAAAGGCUUGUGAAAAGA